AUGAUAAACCAAAAAGCCUCUCUCCCCAUGAACCCAUUUGCAGAUAUUGAUGUAGUGUGUUUCACCCAACUGCUCGACUUCUUCAGGAAAUCAAACACUCUUCUAGAGCAAAUGUGCUCACUGGCUCUUGAGACAAUCAAUGUCAACUAUCCUUCAGAACAAUGGUUCAAAGUCUUCACUGACGGGUCAUGCAUAGAAAGCCAAGCAAACGUUGGUGCAGGUGUAUCUUCUAAACUCUUUUCUUUCUACGCAGCAGUGGGACAUAAAAGAUCAGCUUUUAACGUUGAAAUAGAGGCUAUUAGGAUAGCUUUAUGUCAAUUAUGCUACCAGGAUACGAAAUUCACCAACGCGGUGAUACUUUCGGAUUCACAGUCAGCAAUAGACUCUAUUGGUGAUACUUUUGGACUCAUGUCAGCAAUAAACUCUAUUGGAAACAGAGAGACACCCAAAGAGCUGCAAUAG
This is a messenger RNA of Rodentolepis nana, 462 nucleotides long. Lineage: Eukaryota; Metazoa; Platyhelminthes; Cestoda; Cyclophyllidea; Hymenolepididae. The record is from the annotation of a GenBank genome assembly.